Messenger RNA from Orbilia oligospora ATCC 24927, 1284 nucleotides. RefSeq lists its product as uncharacterized. The coding region runs from base 1 to 1284 and encodes 427 amino acids. The transcript is spliced from 2 exons. Gene Ontology annotation, molecular function: protein binding. The record is from RefSeq and is a predicted model, not a curated record. Lineage: Eukaryota; Fungi; Ascomycota; Orbiliomycetes; Orbiliales; Orbiliaceae.
AUGGCUAUACCGGCGAUUCCGAAGCUUAUGCUUCCGUUGAAAGCCAAGUACCGCGUCGCCAAUUAUAUUAAAAAGCGAAUGCGGGGGGGGAAGGGGAAGAGACAGGGGAGGGGCCAAGGUGGAGGGUGCUUUGACAUGGGUCAGCACCUCCACCUUGUGGAGCAAAGCGGAAGCUUUGCUGGGGACUUGAAGUCCCAUAUCCACUCGGGGAUCAAGGCUGUGAAGCAGAAGUUCACAGCCUUGAAGAAUCUUUACGCAAGUUUCUCCGGCCCAAAGCCCGAGGAGCCGGAAAGGGUGCCAGAGCGAGCACCAGAAACUCCCCAGUGCACCGGGCCUGGGGAGUUGACUGGUUCUGGCUCGCCUCUGAGCACCCUUCCGUCGACAAUUCUCCUCAAAAUCUUCACCUACGUCCCCCUCUCAUCUCUCCCCCGUCUUCUGGCUCUCAACAAGCCCAUCAGAAAGCUCGUUUUGGAGAACCACCGGUCCAUUCUACAAUACCCCCGAGUCAUUACCUCCAAGUACGAAUUUUGUCCGUUGACCCUUCCAUUUCCCGACUGGUUCGUCGCGCCAAAGUCCGACCCUGAGAACGGUCGUGACUACUACUACCUUCCCCCCAGACCGGUUUGUCAAUUCUACAAGACCUGGUGGAACGUCAAAAUGUACGACGGCUGCUAUUUCGUCUUGUCGGAUAUUCUGGCUUUCGAAUACAUGUCAUUCUGGAAACACUGGUCCACUGUUUAUCCUUCCAUGAAGGGGAUCUAUGAAGAGAUCGAACAUGUCGGCCGUCAUGAAUUGGGACAGUUGAUGAUGAUUGGUCUCUAUCUCGGAGUUGUUAAACGCGAUGCCCCGGAGCGUGUUGAAAGGUACUUGGCCAGCUUGGUCGACGUCAAACCUCCACGCAAGGACGAAGAGGAGGAGGAGGAUAUGAGAUUCGAGGCAAACAAACAAAUCGAUCCCGAACGCACUUAUAUCCAACCUAUUUAUAUGUUGCAGCGAGCUUUAGAACACGCCAUCCAUAAGAAUGUCCUCGAGGAGCUCUGCGACAGUUUCCCGGGCACGAAGUUGGAGAUGCUCCACCCUGUCCAGUUGUUGCAGCUUUUGAUUGUUAAAAUUCCCCAUUGGAAUUUUCGUCAGGAGGAUGAAGUUGAGGCGUUGAAGAGAAUCUUUAUCAUGAGUCCAAAGAGUCAGGAGGAGAUUGACCGACUUAGAGAAGACUGGGAGGAAAUGAGAGAGGUUGUCGACGGAGUUAUGAAGGCUAAGAUCCUGAAGUCCCGGUACUUUUAA